AUGGAAGCCGGGUAUCGAUUUACAGCCGACGAAGAUAAUGAUGGGGUAGAACAGAACACUCACGAUAUGCAUGACCACCCUCAGAUAUCACAGCUAGACGAACCGCACAAUCGAGGGGAGCUAUCUCAUGAGAGUUAUGGGACUUCGGUUCUUGACAAUAUCGACAAACUCCCUAUAGCGCGAUACUCGCCUCUCACGAUCCAAAUUUUUGUUACGAAAAAUGUACCAAGGCCCAACGAGCCAAAUGAGUUGGAGAAUAAACUCAAAGAGUACUCUUGUGGUGACAUAGUCAAUGGCUACGUCAUCAUCAACAACACUUCACACGAAGACAUCGACUUUGGUCUAUUCGUCGUUAGUCUUGAAGGAACUGUUAAGGCUCUUCCGCAAGAUUCAAGAGAAAAUGAUGCGGGCAAACCUCCCUCGAAGUUCAUGCUAAAAAAAUUCCUCAAGAUGUACGACUUGAAUGCUAGUUACAAUUACGGCGUUAUUCCAAGCUCUGCUGGAAUUCAGUAUGACGCAAACAGUCGAGAUCACUAUGAUGGUUGCAUUCUUGGACUUCCGGAUGAUAGGGUUCUUAAGGCUGGAGAGAAGUAUAAGAAGUUCAUAACCUUCAAGUUUCCCGAGAUGCUUCUCGACAAUGCAUGCCCUCACGAUGUCAUGCGACAUACCAUGCCUCCUCCCUCAUUUGGGACAGAUGAAAGAUUUCUUAACGGGCAGUCUUUGGAGGUUAAUAAAGCACUUGGUUAUGGGACAUCAAGUGUCAGAGGGUCCCCUAUAAAAGUUCGGGACUUCUCAUUUGAUAACUUAAGUGUGAGCUAUGCAAUUGAGGCCAAGUUUAUUGAUAAAGAAAAUUUGGAAAAGCUGGAAAAACUACUGAAUGGUGACGAAUCACGCUAUGUCGUGUCCAAGAAAUCCCAGUUUUUUUUACGUUUCGUUCCAGAUGUUAAAGCUCAAGUGGAAGCAUAUAGCAGGGCCUACCGGGAUUUCAAGGAGGAAACAUUCGAAAAAAUUGGAAUAGAUGGAAUGUUCUUUAAUCAAUUGACUUCAUCUUCCACUUGGAAUACGAUUCAUCAAAUGAACAAGUUGAUUGAAGAUGAAAUCAAAUCUGAGACGACUGCCUUGGAAGAAUCUUCAAAGGACCAAAAAAGGAUAUGGGAAGGGUCCCCAUCUCGAAGCAUUGAGACUUCCAAGGAUCAAUUCUCCAAUUUGUCGAGCCAAUUGGUACAAGAGAGGGAGGUUGAGUCACAUGCCACCACUAUAUUUGCGAAGAAACGAAAGCGACUCCUUCCAGUUUCUUCAGCGGUUGGAGAGCUGAGAAUGGCAGUCCAGAUACCGGAUAAACUAAUCCCCUACGUCUCUCCACGCCUACUUCAGAAAUAUAACCAAGGCAACCCUUGUUCUCAAUUGCAAUCGCUUUCUAUUCAAGGUGAUAAAAACGCUCUUGCACCUGUCAGCAGCAAUAUGGAAGAGCUAUACAAUCGAGACGAUGCUUUCUUGAUGAACAGUGUUCUGACGAAGAUUACAUUCCUUAACAACGAGACUGUUGAAAAGCCACCAGGAAUUAGUCAUAUUGACUUUAACAUCGUCGCAUGGACAUAUCGAACCGAAAAUGGCCCUGUCUUCAACGGAUUUUCUUUUGGAGCCAACAAGAACGUAAGUGGAGAAGCAGUUUUUACUACUUCCCUUGUUGGGUAUCCUGAAUCGAUGACAGAUCCUUCGUACAAGGGUCAGAUUUUGUGCUUCACUCAACCUUUGGUGGGAAAUUACGGUGUUCCGUCGUCAGUUGCCAAAGACCAAUUUAACUUGUUGAAACACCUUGAAUCUCCUCAGGUGCAGUGCAUUGGCAUAGUUGUGGCAGAUGUGGCGCUUGAAUAUUCACACUGGACGGCCGUAGAGUCGCUUCAACAAUGGUGUCAGAGAUCCGGAGUAGCGGCUAUAAGUGGAGUUGAUACUCGCCAGCUCGUCAGCUAUUUGAGAAGCAAGGGCUCAUCUUUGGCUAAAAUUAGUAUUGGAGAGGAGUAUGAUGCAGAUGAGGAUGAGGCAUUCGAAGAUCCUGGAUCUGUCAAUUUAGUCCGCCAAGUCACUACCAAGGCACCUUUCCAUGUUCGUUGCCCUGAACAGUUUAGCAAAGGAUAUCACAUAGCAGUGAUCGAUUGUGGAGCUAAGGAAAACAUUCUUCGUUGCCUCGUCGAAAGAGGCGCUUCUUUGACUGUAUUUCCAUACGAUUAUCCUAUUCACACUAUUUCAAAAAAGUUCGACGGGUUGUUUAUCUCUAAUGGUCCCGGAGACCCAACUCAUUGUUCCCAAACCGUUUACAAUUUGAAGCAGACAAUAUCGAAUAAUCCUGAAUUGCCAAUAUUCGGAAUUUGUUUAGGCCAUCAGCUACUUGCGCUUGCAAGCGGCGCUCGGACGGUUAAAUUGAAGUACGGAAACAGAGCGCACAAUAUUCCUGCGUUAGACCUCGUGACUAAAAAGUGCCAUAUCACAUCUCAGAAUCAUGGUUAUGCUGUCGAUGCUUCAACUUUGUCUAGUGAUUGGGAGCCGUAUUUCCUCAACUUGAAUGACUUGUCAAAUGAAGGUAUGCGCCACAAAGUGAGGCCUAUCUUCUCCACACAGUUUCAUCCUGAAGCGAAGGGAGGACCACUUGACACAUCAUUUCUCUUUGACCAGUUUUUCUCAUACAUUGAAAACCACAAAUCGUCUCAAACUACAGGUCUGAAUUACGUUACUGAUUCUUUGAUAGCGGACAUCCUUCCUUCUCAAAGGGUUUGA
This is a messenger RNA of Candidozyma pseudohaemuli, 2772 nucleotides long. RefSeq names its product carbamoyl-phosphate synthase (glutamine-hydrolyzing) (gene CPA1). The transcript is spliced from 2 exons. NCBI's taxonomy places the organism in Eukaryota, Fungi, Ascomycota, Pichiomycetes, Serinales, Metschnikowiaceae. The record is from RefSeq and is a predicted model, not a curated record. Gene Ontology annotation, molecular function: ubiquitin-ubiquitin ligase activity; carbamoyl-phosphate synthase (glutamine-hydrolyzing) activity. Gene Ontology annotation, cellular component: ubiquitin ligase complex. Gene Ontology annotation, biological process: protein monoubiquitination; 'de novo' pyrimidine nucleobase biosynthetic process; protein polyubiquitination. The coding region runs from base 1 to 2772 and encodes 923 amino acids.